This is a messenger RNA of Linum tenue, 323 nucleotides long. The record is from the annotation of a GenBank genome assembly. Lineage: Eukaryota; Viridiplantae; Streptophyta; Magnoliopsida; Malpighiales; Linaceae.
AUAACAUCAGAAAUAACCAAUGGGAAACAGUCAUCCCAAAAAAGGACAUCCUCAGAAUCUGUUGUAAUAUGGGCCACAUCGUUUGCUUCACGAAAGCUGAUUCGGGUCGUAAUGUACACUUUUUAUCCUCGUUUCUCUUUGGCGUUUGUGGCAUUUGAGCUCCUAAAAGGGUGGUUUCAGAGUCUAACAGGUGAAACCAACCCCGAAGUCGGAAGUUGGAAGAAAAGGCGCAAAGACCGGGCAAAGAGGAGGAUCUAGCAGCAGGACUGCUUAUAGUUUCCAUCCUUGAACCAUCAUGUUGUGCUAAGGUGCAUAGAGAGAAG